UUGACAUGGGUGUGCUUUGCUUUCGUGCUAAUAUUCCUGAUGGGUAUGAUGCUUAUAUUGAUGGUUUACGGCAUUUCAGUCGGCUAUCACUACGCACAGAAAGAACUUGCAGCAUUUGCUAUGACAUCGAGAACGACAACACCUGACCCUUUGAGAAUGGGACGGUCAGGCGACGAGUCCAGGCCAGUUGUCCGUCUAGUCGCUGUGAACAGAUCCUCGAUUGACAACGCACCGCGGCCGAUGCUCGAGGUAUAUCAGAACAGACCACCUCCUGAAAAACUUGUGUUGGAUAAACCAGCAACACCUAUUGUUCUAUUGGAAACGGAAAGUCCGCCACCGGAGCCAGAAUUGCUGCCACACGAGAGAGACAUAGCUAAAAGACUCAUCGGCCGCUUCAGACGGUCGAAGAACAAUUCAAUGACUACUACGGAUAUUCCAUUUUUAAGACCAUUUAAAGCACCCACCCAUUCAGAUCAGUCUAUCAAAAUGGAUGACGCUACUACCAAUCAGAGGAACGUUAGCCCCUCAUCAUACUUAGCUAAAACUAUCGCUGCACUGCAAUGAGCCCUGAAACCACCAUUACUCGAUAGCUAACUAAAGCCGAUAAUAAUAAGAGGUUCCUUUUAUUCGGGGAUCCAAAUCGUCAAGAUCACCUAGAUAUUAUCUUGUAUCCCACUUCGGGGAUCACCUGGACCCUCAAUACCAGAGCUUUUUCCAAGGAUAUAUCCACCUCUUAUGCUUGCCCAUUUGAUAAAAUGCCAUCCUGUCGCAGAACGUCCGUUGCGUUAAACAUUUGGCUGGUUCCAAACUUCCAAAUAAAUAUGAGACGUCACGGCCUGGCGCCAAAAUAGCGCACCUACUUAAAAAUUUGAGAUUCUGACAUUCCAACGGCAUUGAUACACGAUCGGAUAUGGUACUACACUAAAAUUUUGUGUCUGGUGCCCUUAACUACUUUGUGUUGAAUUUGUUAUGAUGGUCAAGCAAAUCUUGUCAGUAGAAAA
Molecule: messenger RNA, 1001 nt
Organism: Cydia splendana
Lineage: Eukaryota; Metazoa; Arthropoda; Insecta; Lepidoptera; Tortricidae
Exons: 4
Coding region: 40-564 (174 amino acids)
Source: RefSeq, a predicted model, not a curated record